UUCCUGGUGUCCUUACUGUCCAUGGUGUUGACUGUUUUGAUCCUUAUCACUGUUAUCAUCAGAACAGCUACCCGAGGACCAUAGAUUCCCCCUACACUGAAUGCAUGAGCAUUUACACGAUGGAAUGCAAUUUAGGCGCUGUUGGUGUUGUCUUUUGAGUUCUCUUGCCAUCACUUUAGCUUUAUGACCUAUGGCUCUCUGGAGGAACCAGGUCUUGGUCUCGUGUCACUCACGUCUGUUUGUUCUUCUCUGAUUGUCAGUGUUCUGUUUGCUGCGACUGGCUAUGCUACCUUCACUGGGUACACGCAAGGUAAAAUCUUUGAAAACUACUGCAGGAACGAUGACCUGGCUAUGUUUGUUUACUUCUGUCUUGGCAUCAGUAUAAUAACAACUUGUCCUCUGGAGUGUUUUGUGACUCGGUCGGUAAUAUGCAAUGUUUUUUUUAAUGGGUCUCUCAACAACCGUGCCCAUGUGGCUGUCACCUUGCUUAUAGUUGCAGUGUUUACAUUGCUAUCCUUGGCCUACGACUGUCUGGGUAUUGUUCUGGUGUUAAAUGUAAGUCAGAUGUCCUUUGAAUUGUUGUGACUUAUUUCCCUAC
Molecule: messenger RNA, 598 nt
Organism: Oncorhynchus masou masou (cherry salmon)
Lineage: Eukaryota; Metazoa; Chordata; Actinopteri; Salmoniformes; Salmonidae
Gene: slc38a11
Product: solute carrier family 38 member 11
Biological process (GO): amino acid transmembrane transport
Molecular function (GO): L-amino acid transmembrane transporter activity
Source: RefSeq, a predicted model, not a curated record